AUGACGCCAGCCGAGUCAUUGAAUGCCCAGUUGACCGUGCCCGUCGGCAAGACAUGGGAUAACCACUACCUUGGCGGCCGCCUGACAUUGCAGGUGUUCAAGGAGGCUGAGCGGGGCGAGAAGCAGCGCGAUUCGGACUUCAACGAGCGGGCGGAGCAGGUGAGAGACGCCUCGAUCGAGGCGGGCAGCCCGCUGUUCAUGAGGCGGAUUCUUGCCUCGUUGGAACUCGACGUUCUUGAGAGCAAAACAGUGACGAAGGAGAUGUUUCGAACGAUUUUGGCCAACUUUGUUUCUCCAUUCAGUCACCGUCGUGAGUUGUUUGUUUGCUUCCUUCGAUCGUUCACAUGGUUGGAGAGUUUUCGUUGGGGGCAUGAAGUUGUGGAGAUUCCCGCUGAUAUGCGAGACGAGCUGUUCGCUGCCGCCGCCCUCCUGUCGAUGGCCGUGGCCCAUGUCAGUUUGCCAGUUGACUCGGAGGUCUCGGCCAGCGGCGCCGCCGAGGGCUCUUGCGGGUCCUGCUCCGCGAGGGCCCCCGGGAAGAUCUCCAGGGUGCUCUUUAGGGUCGGGGCUGAACGGGGGGGGCGCGUUAGGCUCGACUGGAACGAGAUAGACCAGGCGCUCUUGCCAACUAGGAUGCGCCGCCCCGGCGACGACCUAAACGAGGCCUUCGCGAGCUUCGAUUGGACGGUGCGACGGGGGGGAG
Prorocentrum cordatum is the source of this 700-nucleotide messenger RNA. The record is from the annotation of a GenBank genome assembly. NCBI's taxonomy places the organism in Eukaryota, Dinophyceae, Prorocentrales, Prorocentraceae.